Aphidius gifuensis is the source of this 2329-nucleotide messenger RNA. RefSeq names its product ATP-dependent RNA helicase SUV3 homolog, mitochondrial (gene Suv3). Gene Ontology annotation, cellular component: mitochondrial degradosome. The transcript has 2 exons. Gene Ontology annotation, biological process: RNA catabolic process; mitochondrial RNA 3'-end processing. The record is from RefSeq and is a predicted model, not a curated record. Gene Ontology annotation, molecular function: RNA helicase activity; ATP binding; hydrolase activity, acting on acid anhydrides. Lineage: Eukaryota; Metazoa; Arthropoda; Insecta; Hymenoptera; Braconidae. The coding region runs from base 35 to 2329 and encodes 764 amino acids.
UAGUAAUUUUAAUAGUUUAUUUAUAAUCAUUAAAAUGUUGAAUAGUAGAAAAAUAAUAGUUGAAUAUCUUUGUAAAUCAAAUAGAUUUAUGAAACCAUGUCUUUUCAGCAGGUCACUAGAUUCAAAUGUUGUAAUGAUAGAAACAAAAAGAGGAAAAAAAAUGGAUAAAAAAAAUAUGCCAAUAAAUUCGUUAUUUCGACCGAUUGAUUUAUCAACAAAUAAUACAACAACAACAACAACAACAACAACAACAGAAGGACACGUUAAUGUUGGUGCUGAAUUAAGUGGUGUUAUAAAUAAAAGUGACUUACAAACAAUUUUAACAAAAUUUUAUAUGAAAAAAGAAAUUCACAGUUUAGCUAAAGAGUAUGGUCUUGACAAUGAUCUUCAACAACAAGCAUUCAAUAGUUUUCGUCGUUUUUGCAUGGAAAACGAAACUCUACCAGUUGAUUUACACAUUGUCAUAUCAGAUAUAAUAAAUGGUGGUAAUGUGUCUGACUUGUUUCCAUAUUUUAUCAAGCAUGCAAAAGAAAUAUUUCCACAUCUUGAGUGCAUGGAUGAUUUGAAGAAAAUAUCUGAUCUUCGUACACCAGCAAAUUGGUAUCCUCUUGCUAGAACUAAAAAACGUAAAAUAAUAUUUCAUGCUGGACCAACAAAUAGUGGCAAAACUUAUCAUGCCCUAGAACGUUUUAGAACAGCUAAAAGUGGAUUAUAUUGUGGUCCAUUAAAGUUAUUAGCAACUGAAGUAUUUAACAAAACAAAUAGUUUAAAUACACCAUGUGAUUUGGUAACUGGUGAAGAAAGACUAUUUGCAAAUGGUGUUAAUAAUCCAUCAGAACAUGUUGCAUGUACAGUUGAGAUGGCUAAAAUAAAUGCACCAUGUGAAGUUGCUGUAAUUGAUGAAAUACAAUUGUUAAAAGACUAUGCAAGAGGAUGGGCAUGGACACGUGCAUUGCUAGGCAUACCAGCUGAUGAGAUACAUCUUUGUGGUGAAGCUGGUGCAGUUGAUUUGGUACGUGCACUAUGCUUAACAACUGGUGAAACUGUUCAUGUUAAUCAUUAUAAACGUUUGACUGAAUUGGAAAUACAAAAUCAAGCAAUUGUGACAUACAAAAAUAUACAACCUGGUGAUUGUAUUGUUUGCUUCAAUAAAAAUGACAUUUAUUCAGUAUCAAGAGAGCUGGAAAUGAAUGGCAUUGAAGUAGCUGUGAUAUAUGGUGGUUUACCACCAAAUACAAAGCUCAGUCAAGCAGCUAAAUUCAAUGAUCCAAAAAAUACAUGCAAAGUCAUGGUGGCAACUGAUGCAAUUGGUAUGGGCUUGAAUCUUCACAUCAGACGUGUCAUAUUUUAUUCAAUGAUUAAACCAACAGUAAAUGAAAAAGGUGAAAAAGAAAUGGAUAAAAUAUCAGUGUCAUCAGCCCUACAAAUUGCUGGACGUGCUGGACGUUAUGGUACCCAGUGGGAAAAGGGAUAUGUCACAACAUUCAAGGCUGAAGAUUUGUCAUUAUUAAAAAGUAUUUUAUCUCAAUCACCAGAGCCAAUAACACAAGCUGGUCUACAUCCAACAGCUGAUCAAAUUGAAUUGUAUGCAUACCAUUUGCCAAAAGCACCAUUAUCAAAUUUAAUUGAUAUAUUUGUUGCACUGUGUACUGUUGAUGAUUCACUGUAUUUCAUGUGUAAUAUUGAUGACUUUAAAUUUCUUGCUGAUAUGAUUCAACAUGUGUCACUUCCACUACGUGCACGUUAUGUAUUUUGUUGUGCGCCAAUCAACAAAAAAAUACCAUUUCCAUGUACAAUGUUCCUUAAAUUUGCUCGUCAAUACAGCAAAAAUGAGGCAAUAACAUUUUCAUGGUUGACACAACAAUUUGAUUGGCCAUUAAAACCACCAAAAACAAUAAUUGACUUGGUGCAUCUGGAAGCUGUGUUUGACGUAAUGGAUCUAUAUCUUUGGCUGAGUUAUAGAUUCAUUGAUUUGUUUCCAGACACACAUCUUGUUAGAAAUCUUCAAAAAGACAUUGACAUGAUGAUUCAAGAUGGUAUAUUAAAAUUAACAAAAUUAUUAGCUAGCAAUGAAACAAGUGCAAGCAAUUCACUUACAAAUACAUCAACAAUUACUGAUAAUAAUCAGUAUAAUAAUAAUAAUGGUGGUGGUGCUUAUAAUAGCAGAAGAAAACAUCAUGGACAAGGUAAAUUAACUGAUAAAUUACUUGAAAGAGGAUUAUUAACACCAAGUAUGUUACAAGAAUUACAACGUGAAUGGUCUAUACAAAAUCAAAAAAAUAGAAUAACUGAUAACAAAAUUUUUAAUAGAAAUAAAAAAAUUAAAUAA